AUGUCUGACAAAACCACACAAAGAUCAGAUUUUGUGGUUUAUCCCUAUGAACAUCCAUAUAAACAUGUACCGGCACCGUACAAAGCCCCGGAGGGUCGAAUAGAGAACAGUACAUUGUAUCGAAAUGAGUUCACGGAGAAGAACUGCGCGCCUGCCCAACCGAUAAAACCACCACCACGCAAAUCUUGCGGAGCCAAAUUUGAAGGCCAGCCGACUUAUCGAACUGAUUACAGACCAUGGGAUCUUCCCCCAAUUGUGAGCUAUAAACCAACCGAGAAUCGUCCAACGCCGGCCAAAUUUGACGGAGAACCGAUUUAUCGGCGUGAGUACGUCCCCAAAUGCAUUGCUCGAGUUGAGACCUUUAAACCUGAUAAUGAGUUGAAGCUCUCAAACGCGCCGUUCAUUGGUGACACCAAUUAUCGGACAGAAUUUGUACCACGAGAAAUUGAGCCCAGAGAGGAGAAGAAGCCAACCCUACUGGUCCGCCCAAAAGUUCCAUUCGAAACAUUGACUACGAAUCGCAAAGAUUUUACGGCAAAAGAAUGGUGUGAGUACUUCGAGCUAUGUGUGAACCCAUGCCUAUUACAUCUUAUUGAUAAGUAG
Echinostoma caproni is the source of this 603-nucleotide messenger RNA. Lineage: Eukaryota; Metazoa; Platyhelminthes; Trematoda; Plagiorchiida; Echinostomatidae. The record is from the annotation of a GenBank genome assembly.